AUGGCUCAAUCUCUAGUCCAUUCCAGCUCUGACGGGUCUCACCUGGUCAACCACCCGAUCCCAUCCAUCACGGGCCCAGACCAAGUCCUCGUGCAAAUGUCCGCUGCUCCGGUGAACCGGGUCGACUUGAUGACGCUAGCCAACCUCUACCCCGUUAAACCCCAUUAUCGCGUCGACGGAGACCCCAUUCCCGGUUUCGAUGGCUGUGGUGUUGUCCUCGCCUCGUCCUCUCCUUCAUUCGACCCAGGCGACCUUGUUCUUCCCCGGAUCCUGGGGCUAGGAACAUGGCGCACUCACGCGGUCUGGCCGGCAUCGUCGCUUCUCAAGCUCCCGAACAACACGCCUCCCGUGGCCGGGGCGCUGCUCCGCUCGGGGGCGUUGGUUGCCUGGCUUCUGUGCGAGCAUGUCACCCCGCUCUCUUCGGGGGAGUGGGUGCUCCUUUCGGCAGGGACCAGUUGUGUGAGUCAGUUUUUUGUUCAAUUUGCCCGGUUGAAGGGGAUCAACACCAUCCUCGUCAUCCGCGAUCGAGACAACAUAGAGAUAACACGGGAACGGCUGCUGGCGCUGGGCGCGUCGUUGGUAGUAACCGAGUCGGAACUAUCCCAAGCAACGGAGUCGAGUCACCCGGGACGGGCGGUCCUCGCUCUGGAUUCGGUGUUCGGAAGAGUCGGCGAAGACCUCGCCCGGUUAUUAUCGCCCGGAGGAAAGUUCGUGAUGGUUGGAAUGCUGGCAGGGCCCAAGACCAGCAUCAACGUGAGCGCGGAACACCUGUUCCAGAAGCAGCUCUCGUUUCUCCCAUUCCGCAGCUCGGAGGUUCUGAAGCGGAUGGGUGACGAGCAGGCUAUGGAGGUGAUUCAGCAUGUUGCGACCUUGCUUGCUGAUGGCCGUGUGGUGAUGCCGGAGCUGAAUUGCGUCCGAUGGGAGUCGUCUAUGAGUGAUGGAGAGACUAAGAAGGCGCUGGAAGCCGCGCAGAGUAGAGAAGUUGGAUAUAAGAAGACUGUGUGGGUGUUUGCACCGCGGCCGAGUGUCUAG
Aspergillus terreus NIH2624 is the source of this 1032-nucleotide messenger RNA. Its product is annotated as MDR family NADPH-dependent oxidoreductase. Gene Ontology annotation, molecular function: trans-2-enoyl-CoA reductase (NADPH) activity. Gene Ontology annotation, cellular component: mitochondrion. The transcript has a single exon. Gene Ontology annotation, biological process: fatty acid metabolic process. The record is from RefSeq and is a predicted model, not a curated record. The coding region runs from base 1 to 1032 and encodes 343 amino acids. Lineage: Eukaryota; Fungi; Ascomycota; Eurotiomycetes; Eurotiales; Aspergillaceae.